Striga asiatica is the source of this 1094-nucleotide messenger RNA. The record is from the annotation of a GenBank genome assembly. NCBI's taxonomy places the organism in Eukaryota, Viridiplantae, Streptophyta, Magnoliopsida, Lamiales, Orobanchaceae.
AAUAAAAGGAAAAAAUGCAGCUGAUUUCCAUGGCACCAAACUGCACUCCGCCCCUUUCACCGCAGGUUUUUGAUGGAAGGAGAACGCAGAGUUUCGGCGAGCGCGAUAGCAAAUGGCACAAUCAACAGGUGAAGCUGUUGAGAAUCUUGGCCCCGCCAUUAAUGGCUGCUGCUAUAGCCUUAUCUCCUAUUUGUCACCCUCCUGUGUCAUUAGGGCAAACUUUAGAUGCUCAGAAAGGAGCCACCUUGUUUCAACGGGCUUGCAUAGGAUGCCACGAUGCUGGAGGAAAUAUAAUACAACCUGGUGCAACACUCUUUCUCAAAGACCUACAGAGAAAUGGAGUUGAAACUGAAGAGGAGAUAUAUGGGAUUACUUACUAUGGGAAAGGAAGAAUGCCGGGAUUUGGCGAGAAUUGCAUGCCUAGAGGUCAAUGCACGUUCGGGCCUCGACUAAGCGAAAACGAAAUUAAACUACUGGCUGAGUUUGUGAAGUCACAAGCCGAGCAAGGUUGGCCCAAAAUAGAAACUGAAGGUGAUUAGUUCUUUCUCAAAAUAUUCUUUGAUAUGCUUAGCUAAUUCUCGGUACAAAUAAUGUAGCAGUUUCUCAUAUAACUGUAAACUGUGUUUGAUGUUAGAAAUGCUUUCCUGGGCCGGCCCAUAAUUGUUGUGUAAUUCCUCAGCCCAAAGUUUGCAUAAUUUGGCCUAUUUAUGCGGGAAUGAGUAAAUGGCCCUAACAAGUGCAUGGCUUCAUAAUCUUUGUUAAAAGUCAAAAAAAGCAAAAAAUAAAAAUAAAAUAAAAAAAACGACGGUAUAUAACCAACAUGGGAUAGAAAAAUCAAACAACGUUGUACAAUGACCUGCAUUUUUGGCCCUUAGAUGUGUAGAAAUAAUUGUCCAUAAAUCUCACGGGCGAUUAAGUAAGCCACAUGAAUCGAAUAGAGACAAUUUUUCUGCACUGAAUAAUCAAUUCUGCCGCCCCACUUUCAAUGUGUGUACCCAAGUUUGGAUUUAGCCAACUUUGUCAAAGAAUCAAUUGCUUUUGUAAUCCAUAACUACUUGUAUUUUGCUUAUUUUGCCCAAUUACAGACAAAGUAC